This is a messenger RNA of Tremella mesenterica DSM 1558, 666 nucleotides long. RefSeq lists its product as uncharacterized. NCBI's taxonomy places the organism in Eukaryota, Fungi, Basidiomycota, Tremellomycetes, Tremellales, Tremellaceae. The record is from RefSeq and is a predicted model, not a curated record. Bases 1 to 666 code for a protein of 221 amino acids. The transcript has 3 exons.
AUGUCAUCUGUUGCAGCUUAUACAUUGGACCCGGAAUCCUUCACCUCUACAACAGGUCUUGAAACCCUUGAAGUCUUAUUUGAACAUUACUUUCCAGAUGAUAUCCAAUUAGCGGGAACCAUCACAUCUUUGAGAGAAGCUAUUUGGGACGCAUGGGAAGAAGGACAUUCAAUCUGGGAAUCUACACCUCAAGGUUGGCCAGGAGAAGAUGUAGAUGCUGCUACUUAUUUUGAACAAUAUUGUGAACAAAUUGGACCUCAGGAUCCAUAUGAUUAUUAUGAGAAAGGCAAAUCCGGUUCUCCAUAUCAUAUACUUGCUUGUCUCUCUGAAGUACAUGAUGUAGUCAGAAAAGAAUUAGACACAAGACUUCAACAGAAAUUGAAAAGUAAUCUUGAAGAUCUGUAUGUACGUCCGGGGACUAUGUCUUUUUCUUGCCGCGAGUUUUGGGCCAUAAAAAAGGAGGCAGAUGCCAUGUUUGACGUUACAAAAGAAGCUGGUCCCAUAUUGUAUUCAACAAGGGAGCUUACACUACCUUCUGAUGUUAUCGCCAUGUCAGAGAUAUAUUUGAGAACAGCAGAGGGGGUGAAUAAGGUCUUGGCAAGGAUGAUGAGUGUGAGUGAAGAGGAUGAGGGGAUGGAAAGCUCUCAAACCUUAGACACACUAUAA